Molecule: messenger RNA, 2130 nt
Organism: Fonsecaea nubica
Lineage: Eukaryota; Fungi; Ascomycota; Eurotiomycetes; Chaetothyriales; Herpotrichiellaceae
Product: acetoacetate-CoA ligase
Exons: 3
Coding region: 1-2130 (709 amino acids)
Biological process (GO): lipid metabolic process
Cellular component (GO): cytosol
Molecular function (GO): acetoacetate-CoA ligase activity
Source: RefSeq, a predicted model, not a curated record
AUGACGUCGACGCGCAAGCAGCAGCAGGAGCUGCAUCCGGAGCAUCCAAUUCCGAGGAAAUUGUGGGAGCAUCCGAAUCCCCAGAGCACCGAUAUGUGGAAGUUCAAAGUGAGCCUGGAGAAGGCGAGCGGGCGGAAAUUCGAGAAUUACGACGCCUUGUACAACUACUCAGUCACUCAACGGGCUGCCUUCUGGCGCCACGUUUUCGACUACUUUCCCAUCGUAUACUCGGGCACCGUUCCAGACCCCGUCGUUGACGAAUCCGCCCGAAUGGACUCCAUUCCACGCUGGUUUACCGGCGUGCGCAUGAACUUUGCCCAGAACAUCCUCUUUUCCGGCGAUGCGAAUGGCCGGCCGGUCAUUGACGCAGCAAAGGCCGACAACAAGAUUGCUUGCACCGAGGUCCGCGAAGGGUGCUUCUUAGAGCCUAUCAGACACGUCACAUGGAAGGAGCUGAGGCAGCGAGUCGGCAGGUUGAGUCAGGCGAUGAGAGCGCACGGCGUGAAGAAAGGAGACCGGAUCGCGCUGGUCGCCAGUACUUGUCUUGACACGCUGACGGUCUUUCUCGCGACGACGACGCUUGGAGCCCUCUUCAGCAGUAGCUCCACGGAUAUGGGCGUCAAGGGUAUCCUGGAUCGACUCACCCAGAUAAAGCCUCGAUUUCUGUUCAUGGACGACUGGGCUGUGUACAACGGCAAAAAGAUCGAUCUGCGUGGCAAGAUGAAGGACAUCAUGGCGGGGAUGGAAGGCGUGGAUGAGUUCCAAGGCAUCGUUUCACAAGCUCGCUUCCAGCAUUCGCCGGCCGAUGUAUCGAGUGUGCCGAGAGCCAGGACGUGGGCCAACUUCAUUUCUGCCGCAAAGUCUGACAAGUUGGAGUUUGAGGACACGGAAUUUGCAGACCCUUUUCUGGUGGUGUAUUCCUCGGGGACGACGGGCCAGCCAAAAUGCAUUGUGCAUGCGAUUGGAGGGGUCAUCAUUUCGGGCCACAAAGAGUAUAGGUUGCACAGGCGCAUCAAUGCGAACUCGAAACAACUGCAAUACACGACGACGGGAUGGAUCAUGUAUCUGGCCAGUGUGCAGGCUUUGAUCACGGGAUGUCAAAUGAUCAUGUACGACGGGAGUCCCUUUGUGCCCAACUUGACCAACCUGCUCAAGUUGGUGGCCCAGGAGAAGGUGACGCAUCUGGGCAUCAGUCCCAGGUAUCUGCAAACACUGCAGACGAACGGCGUGGUGCCAAAGAAAGUGGGCGAUUUGAGCAACCUCGAGGUCAUCACCAGCACGGGGAUGGUGCUGUCGGAUCAGUUAUUCGAAUGGGUCUAUGACGAAGGGUUUCCGCCUUCAGUGCAGUUGGACAACAUCUCCGGUGGAACCGACCUGGCUGGAUGCUUUGGGACCGGCAAUCCAAUUCUGCCACUGUAUGUGGGAGGUUGCCAGUGUCUCUCGCUCGGUGUCCCGGUCAAGGUGUUCGACCAGACCGUCGAAGGUGGCAAGGGCGUCGAAGUCGAGGAUGGAGUGCCCGGUGAACUGGUCGCAUUUCAGGCAUUCCCAACCAUGCCCAUCACCUUUUUGGGGGAGAAUGGCCCGCAGCGUUACUUUGACAGCUAUUUUGCACGAUUUGACAAUGUCUGGACACAUGGCGAUUUCAUCAUGAUCCACCCAGUCACGAAACAAGUCAUGUUCUUGGGCCGGGCUGACGGCGUGUUGAACCCCAGCGGCGUCCGGUUUGGUUCUGCCGAGAUAUACAGCAUUAUUGAGGCCCACUUUGCAGACAAGAUCAGCGACAGCAUCUGCGUCGGACAAAGGAGACCUCAAGACCAAGAUGAAAGGGUGAUUUUGUUCCUGUUGAUGAAACCUGGCCAUCAAUUCACGCCCCAACUUGUCAGAGAAGUCAAGGAGGCCAUUCGAAAGGCUACCAGUCCUCGGCAUGUGCCCAAAUUUGUCUUUGAGACCAAAGAAAUCCCGACAACGGUCAACUUGAAGAAGGUCGAAUUGCCGGUGAAACAGAUCGUCUCAGGCAAAGUCAUUAAGCCUUCUGGAACGCUGCUGAACCCGGACAGCCUGAACUAUUACUAUCAGUUCGCCAAGGACGAAAACCUGGUUGAUCUGUCCGAACCGAGGGCGAAGUUGUAG